Molecule: messenger RNA, 880 nt
Organism: Aaosphaeria arxii CBS 175.79
Lineage: Eukaryota; Fungi; Ascomycota; Dothideomycetes; Pleosporales
Product: Prefoldin
Exons: 5
Coding region: 319-696 (125 amino acids)
Biological process (GO): chaperone-mediated protein complex assembly; protein folding
Cellular component (GO): cytoplasm; prefoldin complex
Molecular function (GO): protein-folding chaperone binding
Source: RefSeq, a predicted model, not a curated record
CAUCUAAACUAACACAAGUACCUACGAGUACUGUUUAUUAUACUACCUGGAAAGGCAACUCUCCCUUCUCUAUCUUCUACUGUGUGUGUGCCUGGCCCAGUCUGUCGACUCUUUUUGCCCCGCGUAUCCCAUCCAUCUAGCCCUUUCACAAACUACAAGGCAUCACCACCGCCAUCAUCGGAAUCACAUAUCGCCUCCCGACCGCCGAGCCGUCUACCCUAAAUUUAUUCCAUCUACCGUCUUCCACCACCCUCCACCCACUCCCUCCUCCUCCUCCACGACAGUCUUUACUCAGCAAUUACACAACAGCAAAACACAAUGGCAGAAGCACAGAAGCUGCAAGCUCUUUCCGACGACUACCAGAAGCUUCAAGGCGAGCUCUCCACCGCCGUCGAAGCCCGCGAGAAACUCGAAUCGCAACAGCAAGAAAACACCACCGUGCAAAAGGAAUUCGCCCUCCUAGACGACGACGCCACAAUCUACAAGCAGAUCGGCCCCGUCCUCCUCAAGCAAGACAAGACCGAGGCCGUCAUGGCCGUCAACGGCCGCUUGGACUUCAUCAACAAGGAGAUUGAGCGGUUCGAGAAGCAGAUUGCGGAGAUACAGGAUAAGAGCGAGGGGCUUAAGAUGGAGAUCAUACAAAUCCAGAGCGCGGCGCAACAGGCGCAGCAGGCGCAGGUUCAGGCGGCGGCGUAGAGAGGAUACCCGUUGUCGGUUAUGUGAGGACGUUGGAGGAUGACGGAAAAGAAGGAAAUGAAAGGAACGAUGGAAUAUAAGGAAAAGAAAAGCGAUCCCGCGAGAAUGAAUUUCCGAGGGAAGCUCAAGAGAUACCCAAUCCGCAAUACAAAAUAAAUAAAAAUCAAAUAUAAGAAAGACCUUA